Phyllotreta striolata is the source of this 1565-nucleotide messenger RNA. The record is from the annotation of a GenBank genome assembly. Lineage: Eukaryota; Metazoa; Arthropoda; Insecta; Coleoptera; Chrysomelidae.
AUUCGUCGUAAAACCCGCGACGGCCUGCUUGAUUUUUGAUUGUCUAAAUCGUCUUCAUUGUGACAACUGACGCGAAGCGCAACGUUUUCUAUCGUUUAAAUUCGAAGUGUUUGUUUUUCGAAAUAAAAAAUAUAUAAAUUUCUCGCGUUUAUCGUUCGAAAAAAGCAUGCCGGUCGAUCAGGAAUUGAACCAAGUGCUGGUGAGAAGGCAGGAGAUGAACGAGGCGCUCGACAACGGCGACGAAAUCGAAAUCAAAUACCGGGUGGUGAACGUUUACACCGAAUUCAAGGAAUUCGCGAGGAAGGAGAUCAAAAAGUACGAGGACACUUUUAAAAAAUUCAACACCAACAAGGACGGCUACCUCAGCCUGGACGAGCUCAAACGCAUGAUGGAAGUCCUGGGGGCGCCUCAAACUCACCUGGGGCUCAAAUCGAUGAUCCAGGAGGUGGACGAAGACGAUGAUGGGCGAUUGUCCUUCCACGAAUUCAUGCUGGUGUUCAGGAAGGCCCGAGCCGGGGAGCUCGAAGAGGACUCGGGCUUGGCCCAGCUGGCGAGGCUCACCGAGAUCGAUGUGGAUAAAGUCGGAGUGAAUGGGGCUAAAGAGUUCUUCGAAGCGAAGAUCAUCGAGUUGGCUAAAAAGGGGAAAUUCGAAGAGGAAAUAAGGCAGGAGCAGGAGGAGAGGAAGCGUUUGGAGGAGGAGAAGGCCAUGAGGAGGAGGGAGUUUUUGCAAAAAGCGGCGGUUUUUAAGUAAAAUCGUUUUGGAUUUUGUAUAUCGAUCGAAUUGUAAUUUUUUUAUAUAUAAAUUUAUCUUGUAAAUAACAUAACGAAUGGUUAGUUUUAUUUGAUUUCGCUUUAAGCUUAAAGUGUGUAAAUAUUUUAUUCGACGCUCUAUUGAAUAAACGAUUGAAAUUAUAGUUUUUUUUAUUCCCAUUUCGAAACUCGAUUGGAUGUUAACACUACAAAAACGCCCGUAUUUACUCCAAAUCCAAUUAUAAUUAUACAUUAAAAUUAGAUUAACAAAUUUCAAAAUUACACUAAAACGUUCACCUAAAAAAUACAAUUCGGAAAAAAUGUUUUUUUGAUACAAACAGAAAAAAAAAAUUAUUACCACUUUUACGAAUAACCGUUGCAAUGAUUAUGGAAAUAUUCAAAUGCUCUUCAAACCCCAGCAUUAAUAAAUAUAAAGUAACCUUGUAAUCGUUUUUAAACAAUGAUUCUAUCGCAACCUUUAUUCAAACGAUGACUUGAGUAUCCAGAACAAUAUUAACUAUUUCUCAAUAAAAAAAAUCAAUAAUAGAAAUAAUAAAAAUCAACCUAAUCAAUGUACUGCGCCAACCAACGAAACCCUUCCCCGUAUCCCUGCCUCUUCAAUAUGGAGCACAUAAACAGCUCGAAAGGCCUUCCGGGCAAAUCCGAUCGAGCGACUUUACCUUUACCGGUCGUUUGGCCAUACAACGAGUAAACGUUUCGCAACUCAUCCUCAGAGGCGGCGUCCGGUAGAUCGAUUUUAUUGCCUAGAAUCAGCACGGGGCAAUUCGCUAGGGUUUCGUCUGUUAGUAAAGCAU